UCCCGCUGCCUUUCACCCUGAAGGAGCUGCACCUGCCCCUCAUUGACACCCAGACCUGCAAGGCCUACUAUCAGGAGGGCUCCAGCUCCUCUAGCCAGGGGGCCAUCAUUCGAGAUGACAUGCUCUGUGCCAGCUUGGAGGAGGGCCAGAAGGAUGCCUGCGGGAUAUCUGCUGCUGUCAUGUCCACCCAGACUCCUGCCAACCCCGUGUGGGUCAGAGUAGAACUGCACUCCGUAGGUGAUUCCGGAGGCUCCCUGGUCUGUGACAUUGGUGUCUGGGCUCAGGCCGCAGUGGCAAGCUGGGGGUUUGGCUGCAGCCUCCCCAAGAAGCCUGGUGUUUACAGCCACGUCAGCACUACACCAUGUGGAUUAUCAUCACAACCUAGAACUCAGCCCCUCCUGACAGAAACUUCUCUCCAAGCCAGGCUGAGAUCCUCUGCUCUGCUGCUACUUCUGGGACUGCUGGGGGACACGCCCUUUCCCCUGGGGCUUGGCUAGUCUUGGCCCCCCACGUCCCAAACCCAUGACCUCUCUCUGCUCCCUGCUGUCCACCCAGUCCUCCAGUGACCCUCUCUGGGCCUCCUCCCUGCCGCCCCAACUCUAAUACCCACCUGGUGUCUUCUUCUCUCUCACCUGCCUGAGGCCGAACUGCGGGGUGCAGCCCAUGUCUCAGGGAUGACUGUGGUGGUUCCUGGGGGGCUGAUGUCUGUCCCUUUGCAGGUCUGUCUUCGGGGCAAAAAAGACAGGGCCUGGAAGGGCCACUUUCCUACUUUGGGCAGUCAUCCCUGUGGUUGCAGGGUCACAGCCUCCCCUGGGGCCUGGCAGCUGGGAAGGGGAUCCUGUUGAUGGGUGUCCUCAGAUGCUCACAGCAGCCUGCACUAUUACCCCCAUUUCUCAGACAAGGAAACUGAGGGCUGGGAACUCCAGGCUUGCCCAAGUCCACUAUCCCAGCAGCCCUGUCCCUCGGCUCAGCGGGUCGAGGAGGGUCAUCCACAGAACAGAGGGGCAGGAGAAGCAGGUCCUCUGGAUUCCCAGCCAAUUGCUGAGGCCAAAGCAGUGGUCCCCUGCCUCUCAGCACCUGGUUGCUGCCUAUGUCUGGGGCACUGGUCCGCCUGGGUUCAGGGAAAGUGUGGACAGGGAGUGGGAAAGCAGGCUUUGUAAGUCACUAGGAAGGCUGGGCAUCGGUCCCAAAGUCGUGGUCAGAUGUUAAGGUAAAUUCUCAGGUUCAGCCAGGGCUGGGGUCAAUCCUGGGGUCAUGGGUAGGGCUAGGUCAAUCCCAGGGUUGUACAGGGUUGGGGUCAAUCCUGGGAUCAGGGGUAGGGCUAGGUCAGUUCCAGGGUCAUGUGCAGGGUUGGGGUGAAUCCCAGGGUCAUGAGUAGGACUGGGGUCAAUCCUGGGGUCAUGGGCAGGGCUAUGGUCAGUUCCAGGGUCAUGGUAAGGACUGGGGUCAAUCCCAGGGUUAUGUGCAGGGCUGGGGUCAAUCCUGGGGUCAUGGGCAACAUUAAGUCAAUUCCAGGGUCAUGUUAAGGGCUGGGGUCAAUCUCAGGGUCACAGGCAGGGCUGAGGUCAGGUCUGUGUUCAAUCUAGGUUGGGGCGGGGGUGUGACAGCACAGGUUGUUGCCAGGCUGGGCUUGCUGCCGUCUCUCUCAUCCCCCUCCCUCUCCUCUGGCCCCAGUCUUUCCAGAAAAGUCUGGAAAGUGCCCAAAGAUGUAUAAGAAAGCAGUUGGGAGACAGGCACAGGCCCCCAUCCCAAGCAAGGGCAGAAGGAGAUGGGAGGAAGAGGGGGAUGGCUGCCACCCAUGCAGCCCACACCUGGCUCUCCCUCCCCGGCUGGCCUGGUGGUCACACCCCCCAGUGGCUCUCAUGGCCCUUGGAAACGGAGUACCUCCUCUGCCCUCCAAGGCCCCUCGUGGACCACUAUGCAUGGCCAUGCAUUGCCCACAUCACUAUGUGCUGGCUGGCUGGGCGCUGUGCUGGCUGGCUGGCUGGGCUAUGCAGGGAAAAAGGUGAGCCCCUCUGCCCUCACCUGGAAGACCCCUCCUCACAUACCCAUGCACAAGAACUUAAACUUUGAACCCCACCUUUGCUGGGCCCCUCCUCCUAGGGGUUGGAUGCUGGGGAACCCCUCACUCUGCACCCCCUCACUACAGCCCAUUGAGCAAGCACAGCCUGCCAGGACUCCCACUCAAGGGUCACUGGUCACAGGGACCCAACGAUGAAGGACUCAGUGGUGUCUCUGUGUCCCUUUCUGCCCAGCAAUAAAAUCUGUCAAAAGAGUUUCAAAUUCCACCAAUCAGGUGAGGAGAGGGACUGGCCCUGCCACCUGGGGGCUGCCUGGGGAGCAGGGACCAGCGGGCACCGUUCAGGGGGGGCCCAGGCUAAGGACCUCGCCUCCCCCACCAGGGUCCCUUAAAGGAUCUUCUGUUUGACACAGAACAGGUCCCAGUGGGUACCCAGUAAGGACUUGCUCAUAGCCCUGAUGGGGUCCCCAGGUGUGGGCAGGUCCAUUGUCCUGGAAGAAGAAAUGGGCAGAGGAAGGGGCAAUGGGUGAGGCAGUCAGAACUCCUGGAACCCAGAGAAGAGAGAGGGAAGAGUCAGGGUCAGCCAUUCGGGGUCGGGGGAUAUCAUGGGUGUGGUUGGGUGACCCAGUCCCAGUGGGAGCCUGAGGAAGGGCGCUGUGAGACCUCGAGAUCCCCACACAGCCCUUGAGCCCAUAGAGGUCAGGCUGGGAGGGAGUGGUGGGCCAGGGCUCUCACUCUUUCCCUCGCCCCCAGGGGGCGCCCCAGCAGGGCGGGCACAAGAGGAAGCAGAGGGGGAGCCAGGCGGGAAGAGGAGGCCAUGCGCACGCUGCUUCUCUGGCUGCUCCUGUCCCGGGCCGGGCUCUGGGGACUGGGGGAGUUCGGGCAGGGCGUGAGGACCCAAGAAGGAUCACCUGCUCAACUCCCCCCAGGGUCACCGGAUGGGGACUUAGUGUCCUCGAAUCCAGGUGCCACGAAAUGGAACUUGCUCACGACACCCUGUGGUCGCCGGAAGGUCCCCACGCGCGUAGUGGGUGGCAAAGACGCGGAACUGGGGAGCUGGCCAUGGCAGGGCAGCCUGCGCCUGUGGGGCAACCACGUCUGCGGAUGCAGCCUGCUGAGCCGCCGCUGGGUGCUCACCGCCGCACACUGCUUCGAACAGACCACUGACCCCUUUCCAUGGAGCAUCCAGUUUGGUGAGCUGUCUGCCACGCCAUCCAUCUGGAACCUCCAGGCCUACGAGAACCGUUACAGCGUGGAGAGAGUUGUGAUGAACCCCAGGUUUCUGGGGUCUUCACCCUACGACAUUGCCCUGAUGAAGCUGUCCUCCUCUGUCACCUACAAGGAGCAUGUCCAGCCCAUCUGUGUCGUGGACUCCACUGUGGAGUUCCAGAACCGAACUGACUGCUGGGUGUCUGGGUGGGGAGACAUCAUGGAGAACAAGGAGCUGGAGCCUCCAUACAACCUCCAGGAAGUUCAGAUCUCCAUCAUAAACACCACCAUAUGUAACCACCUGUACCAACAGCCGGAUUUCCGCCAUAACAUCUGGGGAGACAUGGUUUGCGCUGGCGAGCCAGAAGGUGGCAAAGAUGCCUGCUUUGGUGACUCAGGUGGACCCUUGGUCUGCGAACUGGAUAAUGUGUGGUAUCAGAUUGGAGUCGUGAGCUGGGGUGUGGGCUGCGGUCGCCCAAACCGGCCUGGCGUCUACACCAACGUCAGCGAGCAUUUCCAAUGGAUCCGAAAGCUGAUGGCUUGUGGCCCACUGGGGACAGACCCUUCCUCACUGCUUCUUCUGGCUCUGCUCUGGGCGUCCCUGCUCCUGCUGCCAGCCUGAGCCCAUGGAGCUGGCACACUGCGCAGAGCUGGGGACACCCAGGCCAAGCCUUUGCUGAGUUGGGUUCGAUCCCUUCUGUCCCCUUUCUUUGCUAAUAAACACGUGAGCAUG
This is a messenger RNA of Loxodonta africana (African savanna elephant), 3962 nucleotides long. Its product is annotated as testisin-like. Gene Ontology annotation, biological process: acrosome reaction; proteolysis. The transcript has 8 exons. The record is from RefSeq and is a predicted model, not a curated record. The coding region runs from base 2838 to 3851 and encodes 337 amino acids. Lineage: Eukaryota; Metazoa; Chordata; Mammalia; Proboscidea; Elephantidae. Gene Ontology annotation, molecular function: serine-type endopeptidase activity.